UGGCGACAGAGUGAGACGGUGAAAUAGCCGUAACAGCUGCCAAUGACUGAUAAUGCUGUUGUUUAUUUGAUUUUGACGUGACAGCGGGAAGGCAAUAAUAUUUUCAUUGCGAUAAUAAAAACUAUGAAAUAUUAUUUAUUCAGAAAAUUACAAACCUAGAUAACCGUUACAACUUACAGUAUCAUUCGUUACAUUGAUAAAAUUUAGAUAAUUUGCCUUCUUUUUUUAGUAUAUACUUAUAAUUUAUGUCAUGGCAAAGGCCGAAACAACAACUGUUGGACUAGAAUGUUUGAACAUUGAUUUCAUGAGAUCAUUAGUGAAACAGUAUUCAGAAUUGGGUCAAUGGACAAGCGCAUUAUUUUGGGCAGACGCUGCUGCUGCAGCUGGUAGUGGAAAUGGUACAGCUAGUGGUGAUGAUAUAUGGCUGCUGGCCAGUGUGAUGUUAUCCCGUGGAGAAUUGCACCGUGCUGCUCAUACUGUUACCUCUAGAGGCUUGCACAGAGGACACUUGUUAUGUCUCGGUGUUGCGAUGAGGGCAUAUUUAGCUGCUAGAGAACCUGCAACAGCUAUCAACAUAAUAGAGGAGUGUGAACCAGGGUUACUUGAAGCAAAGAAUACAGAUCAGACACAUAAUCGUGCCCUAGCCGGUGUCCUGGUGUGGCAAGCCCGUGCUCUAUGGGCAUUGGAACGGCGAGAAGCGGGCGCUGCCGCUCUAUGCGCAGCACUACGAGCGGACUGCGCCUGUUAUGAAGCACUUGAUAUGUUACUGGAUCACCAUGCACUCACCCCGGCACAAGAGAGCGAGCUAGUAGAAUCUCUGCCGGUGUCGAGUCAGCUGGGCGCGGCGGAAGGGGCCCUAGUGAGGGCGGCGUACCGCGAGCGGCUCAACCGCUACACGCCCGCGCCCCGAGAGCCCAACGUCACACAACUAGACUGUCCUAUGAAAGCAGAUGUGGAAGUAUGCCGUUCCCGCACGGCCGAAGCCAGCAUAUGCCGCGCGCGUCGCUUAGCCGCCGGCUGCGAGUGGGCAGCGGCCCUAAAGCUCCUAGACUCUGUGGACCCGUGGUGUAGCGGUGACAUUCGUGCUGCUUGCCUCGUCGAACUACGGAAGAGUUCCGAACUGUUCGCCUUCGCGCAUACGCUUGUUGAUGCUUACCCGAAUAGUUGGAUAUCGUGGUAUGCGGUUGGAUGCUACUACUACCUCAUCGGCAAGAGUGAAUUCGCCCGUCGCUACCUCAGCAAGGCGAAGAGCUUGGAGCCGGGUGCCGGGUGCGUGUGGCUCGCAUACGGACACAGCUUCGCCAACGAAAAGGAACAUGACCAAGCGAUGGCUGCGUAUUUCAAGGCGAGUCAACUGAUGGGUGGUUGUCAUUUACCCCCGCUGUAUGUGGGUGUGGAAUGUUCCCUGCUGAACAACGCAGCCAUGUGCGAGCGAUUCCUGGCGAGAGCUGCUACGCUGCACAGCGAUUCUGAGGCAUCGUUAGAGAAACUGGUCGAGCGUUCAGAGGGCAGUUGUUGGGAACGUUUAGUACCAAUCGCGAACGAACCCCACGUCGCACACGAAGCGGGCGCGGCCGCGUUCAACGCCGGCGAUUACAACGCAGCACACAAACUACUCACGCGAGCUUUAGACGCUGCGCGAGCCAACAGAGAUGUCUGCCAGAAGAAGAGAUUCCACAAUUUCCAUUCCCGCCUGUGGAAAUAUCGGCGCCCCCGGCCCCCAGCCCCGCGCCUGCUACCGGUGACGUCACCAACACUUCCGACAUGAGCAUGAGCUUCGACUGAUCGCACCCGCGCCAGGAUGGCAACUACAGGGAUCAGAGACGGCCAGCGAAGAUCACUCGCGCCAUACAGAAGUAUAUAGCGCGCAACUACCGGUUAGACUAGUCUAAUAUAUUAUUAUCAUCAGCAUAAACAGAGGGAUACAAUUCUCAAAGGCAAUACCGAUCAGCUACAAUAUUCUGUAUCGAAAUAUGCGUUGAGUAAGAGCCUUAGAACUCUGUCAUCAUAUAUAAAAAUAUUCUCAUCACCAAACAUUGCCAGGCGGUCUCAUUUGUAACGCAUUUAUGGAAAUAUUAUUUUCCUAUUGUGUCGAGUAAUCGAGUUUUAAGAAACUAAAAAGUCGAAGUAUUUCAUUUUUAUGAAGUUAUUCAAGUAGUACAACACGCCAGGUUACCACAAAGUGUAAUUUUUUCUCAACAAGACUCUGAACCUUGAAGAAAAGAAAACUUGACAGAAUUCAAGGAAUUUAAUGAACUAUUGACAAUUUAUUUAAAUAUUGCAGGAUGUUUACUGCAAACUCGCUAUUUAAAAAAAUAAAUACUCGGGUUCGAUUCAGUGAGAAACUCUUACUCAUCGCUGACGAUAAUUAGAAGGCGCUGGUUUAUUGUUAAACAAAAGUUCACUUUAUAAAAAAAGAGAUGAAGAUCGAUAUUGUGUUAAUGAAAGAGAUAGGUAUUGCUUCUUUAUAAUGCCAAUGACACGUAUCAUGUAUCCACACAGCUGUCAUAAAAGUCAUUGUGUUAAGUAAUCAAUUUCUAGAGAUAUAGUGUAAAGUACCAAAUACCAAGAGAAGUUCUAUGUUAAGUAAAUAUUCCAUUACUAUGAACCGUCAAAGCCUAUAAAAUAGGAAAGAUGUUUCCAUAUUCUCACAAAAUAAAGCUGUGUACAGU
Chilo suppressalis (striped riceborer) is the source of this 2672-nucleotide messenger RNA. Lineage: Eukaryota; Metazoa; Arthropoda; Insecta; Lepidoptera; Crambidae. The record is from the annotation of a GenBank genome assembly.